UUAAAAUUCCUUAUCACUUCAUAUUUUAAGUAGUACCGCGUACUGUUGCCUGGUCAAAAAUGAAACUUUUGGCUUUUUUUCUAAUUGUUUCGACAAGGGCCGACAUUCCUUGCCUACAAAGUACCACCGCGUCGGGGCCUUAUUGCGUGUGCAACGCGACUCAUUGCGACUCGGUACCACCACUCCUAAAUUUAACAUAUAGUGAGUACCAACUUUAUUCAUCCAGCAAAGAAAAUUUAGGAUUUCAAAGUACUCAGGGUAAAUUUUCAAAUGUCACACUUGCAAAUGAAGUACUGGUAAGUCUCAAGACCCACUAUCAAAAAAUUUUGGGAUUUGGAGGGGCCUUUACCGACUCAACUGGUAUUAACAUUGACAGCUUAUCAAAUAAAUGUCAAAGUUUGCUAUUGGAAAGUUACUUUGGUAGUACUGGGAUUGGGUACAGUGUGGGACGAGUACCAAUCGGUGGUACGGAUUUUUCUCUAAAAGGGUACUCGUAUUGUGACAAGCAAGAUGACAGUUUGGACUCGUUUGCUUUGCAAGAGGAGGAUUUCAAAUACAAGGUACCACUUAUCCAACGAGCCCUCGAAUUAAGAGGAGGGGGAAAUUUGAAAUUGUUCGCUUCCGCUUGGUCCGCCCCUGUCUGGAUGAAAAAUACCGACAAGUACAACGGUUUUGGUAAAGUCGUACCGAAGUACUACCAGCUGUGGGCGAAGUACUACUUGAAGUUUUUUGAAGAGUAUGAAAAGCAAGGGGUGGCUUUUUGGGGCGUGACGUCACAAAACGAGCCCAUUGACGGGCUGAUUGGUACGACGGUGCCGAAUAAUGGGUUUGAUUCGGAGGAAAUGAAAAAUUGGAUCAAAGAAGCCCUUGGGCCAGCGAUAAGAAACUCCACCUUCAAAAACCUGAAAAUUAUUCUGCAUGAUGACCAAAGGCUGCUUUUACCGCUUCUAAAGACGCUUGUUUUGACAGAUGAGGAGGUUGUCAAAUACGCCGACGGGGUGGGUGUUCAUUUUUAUACCGACUUUUUCGUGCCUGGAAGUUUCCUGGAUUUGGUUGAAGUUGAGGGGAAAUCUUUGUUCCGAUUGGCCACCGAGGGAUGCGCAGGUUCCGCUCACAUCUUCGGACUCACCGAAGCAGUGGACUUGGGCAGCUGGUCCAGAGCCGAAACUUACCUCUCCAGCAUUUUUACCGAUUUGAAACAUGACGUCAUCGGUUGGGUCGACUGGAACAUGGCUCUGAACCGGAGCGGCGGCCCCAAUUGGAUCAGAAACGAAGUGGACUCGCCCAUCAUCGUCGACUCAGAAAAAGACGAAUUUUACAAGCAGCCGAUGUUUUACGCUUUGGGGCAUUUUUCAAAGUUUGUUGUUCCAGGAUCAGUAAGAAUCGGUUCUGAGUCGGUUCUGAGCGACUUGGAGGUUCUGAGUUUUCUGAGGCCGGAUGGUAAAAUUGUAGUGGUUUUGUGGAACAAGUCCAACGAAGCGAAAUCUGUCAACCUGGCAGUCGACAAUUUGGCGGGAAAUUUGAAUUUGCCCGCCAAAUCUAUUAACACCCUUUUAUUGAGUUUGUAUAAAUAAUUUUUGAAAUAAACCAGUACCAGCAGAAAUGUCAUUUU
Messenger RNA from Ceutorhynchus assimilis (cabbage seed weevil), 1612 nucleotides. The record is from the annotation of a GenBank genome assembly. NCBI's taxonomy places the organism in Eukaryota, Metazoa, Arthropoda, Insecta, Coleoptera, Curculionidae.